AUGGAAAACAACAUAGACAACGAGGCUCGCAUUUUGAAUCUUCAGAACCUGCUCUCUGUCCUACUGCUGGCAGUACAGUUUGCCCAGAAGUACUUGGCGAGGAGGCGCGAGAUUCUGCAAGCCUUCUGCGAUGUGAAUACCCUGCAACUGCGGCAACGAAAGCCGUACAUGGAGCGCCGGUUUUGGGUUAGACCGGGAAGAAGCAGUGCUUGGUGGGACAACUUCGUGGACCAAGUUGUUGUCGCCGAAGAAUGGUAUGAGAAUUUCCGAAUGUCCAGAUCAGCACUGAUACACCUGUCGGAGCGACUACGUCUACAGCUGGAAGGGACAACCAUGAGAAUGAGACGGCCCGUCGACCUUCUCACCAGGGUUGCAUGCACCUUGUACUACUUGUGCGAUGAGGGGCGACUUCAUAAAACUGCCAAUGCUUUUGGACUUUCCCGGUCAACUGUCUCUGUCAUCAUUCGUCAAGUGUGUAAGGCAAUAUGCACCACCUUGGGUCAUGAGUACAUCGCCACACCAAAGACGGAACCUGAGGUACAAUGGCUCGUAGACAACUUCUACAACAGUCACGGUAUGCCACAAUGCCUGGGGGCAAUCGAUUGCACGCACAUCGAAGUGAAACGACCCAGUACUGAUUCCACAGGUGAACUGAGAGAUGGGACAAUAUCACCCUGCCCAAAAGAGUUGGUGGAGGGCGAGGAUGCGGUUCCUGCGUUCAUCCUUGGUGAUCCAGCUUAUCCCCUGCUGCCUUUCCUAAUGAAGGAAUACCCCAAUGGCGGAGCCACUCCUCAAGAACAGUAUUAUGGACUAAUGCUGUGCAAGGCACGUAUGGUGAUAGAAUGUGCGUUUGGGCGCCUGAAGGCACAGUUUGCAGCUCUGAGGAGGCCUAUGGAUAUAAACCUGGAUGACCUUUACUAUGUGAUAUAUGCUUGCUUUGUACUGCAUAACUAUUGUGAACUGCAGAAGGAACCUCUGCCAGAGAGUAGUGUGACUGCUGCUAGGCAAUAUGACCAAGAGUUUCAGCCACCAGCUGCAGCGGACAAAACACACGAGGCUGAAGGAAGGCGUGUGAGGCGUGUUGUCACGAUGUUUUUGGAUCCUUGA
Neoarius graeffei (lesser salmon catfish) is the source of this 1107-nucleotide messenger RNA. Its product is annotated as putative nuclease HARBI1. The coding region runs from base 1 to 1107 and encodes 368 amino acids. The record is from RefSeq and is a predicted model, not a curated record. The transcript has 2 exons. Lineage: Eukaryota; Metazoa; Chordata; Actinopteri; Siluriformes; Ariidae.